AUGGAUCCCAGCAAAAUUGAGGCUAUCACUAGCUGGCCUAUUCCCAAGACCCUUCAUGACAUCAGAAGCUUUCAUGGACUUUCAUCAUUCUACCAGCGUUUCAUCAAAGGCUUCAACACUAUUAUUGCUCCCAUCACAGAAUGCCUUAAGGGAGGAACAUUUAAGUGGACGGAAGAAGCCCAAAAGGGCUUUGAACUUCUCAAGCAGAAAGUAACAGAGGCACCGAUCCUUGUGCUUCCAGAUUUUUCCAAAGUGUUUGAAGUCGAUUGCGAUGCUUCUAAUCUGGGAAUUGGUGGUGUUCUCAGCUAA
Corylus avellana is the source of this 309-nucleotide messenger RNA. NCBI's taxonomy places the organism in Eukaryota, Viridiplantae, Streptophyta, Magnoliopsida, Fagales, Betulaceae. The record is from RefSeq and is a predicted model, not a curated record.